GAAACAUCGCAAUGGAUAGCAUCAACUUUGCCUCUGCUUUCAAUAAUCUUGAUCUUAAUAUUUUAUCUUCAACUAAGGAAGAAAUACACGUAGACGCUAAACAAGAUCUGGGAUUGCAUCAAAAAAAUGGCAAAGAAGAGCAAAAGCGGAAAGAAAGUUUACAAGCAGAGGAAAAACAACAAAAUCAAUUGUCAACCGAUGAUUAUGAAAGCGAAUGGAACCAGAAUCACCAUAAUCUCCUUAUGGGAUGCUCUCUGUUACCUUUACACGAACAACUUUCCCCUCCCAAAGAAAAAGAAAAAAAAAUACCAACUUUUCGUUCAUCCCAAAGAAAAAUCUCAAGAAGAGAAAGAAAUUCACAUAUCAAAAUCAGCUUGCAGCGGGAAACAAAGGGAUUGGUUGAUUGCAUUCCGACAAGAGAACGACCAAUACCUUCUUCCUCGAGACCAGGAUGGGAAUGUGAUUCCAACUCUAGAACAUUGGGGGUUCGGGAAUUGCGUGGAAAUGAAUGCUUGGACUUUUUUAUGCCAGUGGAGAACAGAUCUCCCUAUCAAGUCUCGAACAGUGUCAUUAAUAACGGGGGAAUAGGAAAUAAUGAAGCCAUGCCAAAAUUGCCAAGCUUGUCAGACUUGGUUGACGCACUAAAGAAUGAUAAAGACAAUUUCUGUGAAUUCCAUGAACCUACAGAUAAAUGGAUAGUUGAUCAGGAACAUAAGAAAUACUUCAGUGAUACAUAUGGCAUCACCAAUAUUCACCCACUGUUUGUAGGUUGUUAUGGAAUGGUUGUUUUGUUUUUAGAUGAUCGUGGUAUCGUAUUUACAUGGUGCGAAAUGACACAUGACAUGUGUGUCUUGGGAUUUAAUAUAAUGGAGGGUCUUGCGAAUUAUGUAUGCCAUCAAAGAAAGAGAUGUUUCAUCAUGGAAGACACUGGUGAAUUGAUCACUAAAGCAGAAUGCGAACGUCGUACAAUGGAAGAGCCACUAAUAUUAUUGGUAUAG
Molecule: messenger RNA, 998 nt
Organism: Paraglomus brasilianum
Lineage: Eukaryota; Fungi; Glomeromycota; Glomeromycetes; Paraglomerales; Paraglomeraceae
Source: the annotation of a GenBank genome assembly